Messenger RNA from Cucurbita maxima (winter squash), 2315 nucleotides. Its product is annotated as protein indeterminate-domain 2-like. The coding region runs from base 609 to 2126 and encodes 505 amino acids. The record is from RefSeq and is a predicted model, not a curated record. Gene Ontology annotation, cellular component: nucleus. Gene Ontology annotation, molecular function: DNA-binding transcription factor activity. Lineage: Eukaryota; Viridiplantae; Streptophyta; Magnoliopsida; Cucurbitales; Cucurbitaceae. The transcript is spliced from 4 exons.
UUGUCUGAAUCGAAGUCGAAAACUUUGAGAAGAAGUCACGUUGGAAGUCCUGCGGCACAAAAUUCAGCAAACCGCCUCUCCUUUCCAUCUUUUAAAGAUUUUGAUUUUUCUCUCUAAAACCUCAAACUCGCCGUCUCCACUGACUCGAACCUGAUUCACCCAACUCUCUUUUUCUCUCAUUCUCCAUCCUCUUCAUCUUGUUCCGAAAUUUGUUUCCGAUCACCGGACGGUGAAGCAGCUGUUCCACCGGUCUUCAGAGAUAGUUCAAUCGCCGGCGAGUGAUUUUCCGUUGGCUGCGUUAAUCUAUCUAGACAGACCCCUUUUGGUUGAGAGGGGUUUCAUCUUGUUCGGAAAUGCUGGAUGUUGGUCGGAGAACUCUCGGAGAAUGGUAGGUGGAUGGGGGUAAUAAAGCUAUUUGACCGGUAGAGAGAGAGAGAGAGAGAGAGAGAGAUUGGGGGAAAAAGCCCUAGAAUCAAAUGAACUGUCGCCACCCCAUCUAAAAGGAUUCCUCGAUUUGAAGUUGAAAUACUUGGAUUUCCCUUUCUUUCCUCUUUUGCUCUCGAUUAUUGAAUUUCAAUUCGGAUUUGUGAAAUUUUUCCUGUAAAAUCAUGUCGGCCGAUGUAGAAGAUUCGUCUAUAGCUUCCAUAGAGGGUAGCGUUUCUUCUCCUGGAGCGAAAUCUGCUACUAAGAAGAAGCGAAAUCUUCCCGGAAUGCCAGAUCCGGAGGCAGAAGUAAUAGCUUUGUCUCCGAAGACCCUUUUGGCCACGAAUCGAUUUGUUUGCGAGAUUUGCAACAAGGGGUUUCAGAGGGAUCAGAAUCUGCAGCUUCACCGGCGAGGACACAAUCUUCCAUGGAAGCUCCGGCAGAGGUCAAGUAAGGAGGUCAAGAAGAAGGUCUAUGUCUGCCCUGAGAGUUCAUGUGUUCAUCACGAUCCCUCUAGAGCUCUCGGUGAUCUGACUGGGAUUAAAAAGCACUUUUGCAGAAAGCAUGGCGAGAAGAAAUGGAAAUGCGAUAAGUGUUCUAAAAAAUACGCCGUUCAGUCCGAUUGGAAAGCCCACUCCAAAAUUUGUGGCACUCGCGAGUAUAAAUGCGAUUGUGGGACUUUGUUUAACAGGAGGGAUAGCUUCAUUACACAUAGAGCUUUCUGUGAUGCAUUGGCGGAGGAAAGGGCAAAAGCUCAGCUUAAGCCGGUGGACGAACCGGAUUUGGAUCCAGACAUAGGCGAUUCUCAAACGACGGUGGCGAAACCCAAUCCGGAGCCUUCUCCACUAUCGCCACCGCCUCCAUCUCCGCAGUCAACGGGUGAGCCAACAACUGUGCUGCCUGUUCCAAAUCAAGAGCUGCCAGAGAUUCCCUUGCAAUAUAUCGAAGAGGCACCGGGUAUGGCGGCUACGAGCGGGAGCAGCAGCAGCAGCAGCAAGAGUGCGAGCAGCAAUAGUAGCACGAGAAGUAGCGGAUUUGCUGGCUUAUUUGCUUCUUCAACUACGUCGAUAAGCCUCCAACCUCCAAGACCUCCAUUUACGAACCUAAUGCAAGCCAUGGCUUGUUCAGAUCGUUCAUCAGACUAUGCACCAUCUUCAACCAUUGAACCUAUUUCUCUAUGUCUUGCAAUGAAUCAAGGGCCUCCGAUGUUCGGAACCGCCAGCCAAGACCUCCGACCGUACGUACCAAUGCCACACCCUGCAAUGUCCGCUACAGCAUUACUCCAAAGAGCUGCUCAAAUGGGUGCAGCAGCAUCAAGUGCGUCGUUGCUUCGUGGCUUGGGGUUAGUAUCAUCUUCCUCUUCAGCUGCUCAGCAAGAGAGCUUGCCAUGGAACCACCAGAGACAAGUCGAACCAGAUGGCGUCUCGAUCGCUGCAGGGCUUGGCCUCGGACUCCCCUGCGAUGGAAACUCGGGAUUGAAGGAACUAAUAAGGGGAAACCAUUCCAUGUUUGCUCCAAAACACACCACCCUUGAUUUCCUUGGAUUGGGAAUGGCAGCUGGGGGCAGCCCCAACAGUGGCCUGGCUGCACUAAUAACCUCAGUAGGCAGCAGCGUCGACGUCACAACAACCGCUCAAUCAUACCCAGGCGGCGGCAGCGGCGGAGACAUAUCAGGCCGCCAGGAUAUGAACAGAAGCAACUGAAACUGGAAGAGAAGAGAAGCUCUUCUCCUUUGUGUUUGUAAGUUAUAAACACAUUUGAUUUUGUAAACAUUUGCGGUCGCUUUUGCUUUAGAAACAGUAGCGACAUGGAUGCCAUGGCUGCUAUAUUUAUGUAAAGAUCAUUAGAUCGUCCAGUAAAAUUAAAUUCCUCAACUCAUCUCAGUUCAUGAA